Messenger RNA from Paramecium pentaurelia, 1232 nucleotides. The record is from the annotation of a GenBank genome assembly. NCBI's taxonomy places the organism in Eukaryota, Ciliophora, Oligohymenophorea, Peniculida, Parameciidae.
AUGAUUUUAUAUUUAUUAUUUUAACUAAUUAGUGCCUAUGUAAAGAUUGAUUUACUUAAAUCAACACAACCUCAUUAUAAUAGACAUCUAAGAAAUGAUCUAAUGAUCAAUAAUUUCAAGAAUAUGCAAUAUACUGGGAUUAUUAAAAUAGGUGAAUAGAAUCUUGAAUUGUUAUUUGAUACAGGUUCUUCUAUUUUUUGGGUAAAUUCUAUACAUAAAUUAAGGUAUUUUCAAAUACAUGUCCUUCACAAUCAAAAAAAGCAUCUUUUGAUUGUUAAUCAAGUUCUAAUUGUUUGAUGACAAAGGAAUAAUUUAAAGUUUAAUAUGGUUAAGGGGAGAUAGGAGGGAACAAAGCUUUUGAUUAAUUGUAAAUAUCCAAUUUUACAGUAUAAAAUUUUCAAUUUUUGAUUGUGAAUUCAUAAUCUAAUUUAGAUAAUUUGAGAGCAGAUGGUAUUUGUGGAUUGGGUUUACAAGAAUAUUAUGGAUUCAAUUCUUUAAUAAAUAUUUUAUAUGAUCAACAUUUGAUAGAGAAAAGAAUAUUUGCAUUCUUUUUAAAUUCAAUACCUGAACAUAUUAAUAAUGCAAGUGCUUUAUUUAUAGGUGGAUAUGAUACUCACUAUAUGAGUUCAGAUAUAUAAUAUGUUAAAUUAGAUAAAAGUGAUUCAUGGUCAAUAAAAUUAAACAAUAUAUAAAUGAAUAAGAAAGUACUAAUUAAUGAUGUAUCAGCAUUAAUUGAUACUGGUACUUCAUUGAUAGUUGUACCAACUCAUUAAUUUACAUCAUUAUUAUCUAUUUUAAGAGAUGAUUAUAAAUAAUUUUGUCAAUAUUCUUAAUACUAAAUAAAAUGUUCAUGUCCUGAUGGAGAUAUUUCACAUUUUCCUUAAUUUGAAUUUAAUUUUGAAGGUGAUUUGAGAUUAUAAUUAAAUCCUAAUGAUUAUAUAGAUAUAGAUGUAUCUGUAUGUGUAUUGUCAUUUACAAAGAGUUCAAAUAAUUAUUGGAUUUUAGGUGAUACAUUUAUUAGAAAACAUAUAACAAUAUUUGAUAUUGAUAAUAAAUAAAUUGGAUUUGCUAAAUUGACUACAUUUGAGAAAUAAAGUAAAUAAAUUUAAAUUAAUGAUUACUUGUAUAUAUUUAAAGUUGUUUGUGCAUGUAUAUGUGUAGCUAUAGCAUCUAUUUGGAUAAUUAGAUAAGUAAGUUGUUUAGGUGAAGCAAGUCAUGAAAUGAAUAAAUGA